AGCUGGAUAGAGCGCACCGGGUUGGCGCAUGUAUUUGCUCAUAUUUCUUUUACCGUCUUCUUUUCUACUGCGUGUCCAAUGCUGGAUGCUGGAUGCAACCCAUCGGCGCGUCAACAACACACCUCUGACGGACAAACCAUGGACGGUCUAGGCAGCCGCUGUAAGAUUGUGGUGGUCGGGGACACGCAAUGUGGGAAAACAGCACUCCUGCACGUUUUUGCCAAGGACUGCUAUCCAGAGAGCUACGUGCCCACGGUGUUUGAAAACUACACCGCCAGUUUUGAGAUAGACAAGCACCGGAUUGAGCUGAAUAUGUGGGACACGUCAGGUUCCUCUUAUUACGACAACGUGAGGCCGCUGGCGUAUCCUGACUCAGAUGCAGUUCUCGUCUGUUUCGACAUCAGCCGCCCAGAGACUUUGGACAGUGUCAUAAAGAAGUGGCAAGGGGAGACACAAGAGUUUUGUCCCAAUGCCAAAGUGGUGCUGGUGGGAUGUAAGCUGGACAUGAGGACCGACGUCAGCACCCUGAGGGAGCUCUCCAAGCAGCGCCUCAUCCCCGUCACCCACGAGCAGGGCAGCACGAUAGCUCGACAGAUGGGGGCGACGGCCUACGUAGAGUGCACAUCCAAGGUUUCCGAGAACAGCGUUCGGGACGUGUUCCACGUGACCACGGUGGCGUCGGUGCGACGGGCGAACAAGCCACAGCUAAAACGCAGCAGUUCCCGCAGAGGCCUGAAGCGAGUGUCACAGCUCCCCCUGCCACCCCUGCCGGGUCGGACUGAGCAAAUAGAGGAGGCCCCGACCAUGAGGAAGGACCGGGCCAAGAGCUGUGUGCUCAUGUAGAGACACAUCACUAUAAAUAUAUAUAUGUAUAUAGAUAAACACAGAAAUAUAUAAAACAGAGGAAGUCUAUUUAUUGUUUUUUUUUCGUAUUUUUAUUUUUUUGCACUGCAGAGGAGGGAGGAAAAAAGAAACACUGAGCUGUGGAAAGAAAUGCUAUGAGUUUUUUUUGUUUUUUUUUGUUGCGUGUGUGCAUAUAUUCUAAGCUGUUUACAUAUUUGUGAUGUUUUGAAAUUAUGGCAAAUUGGACUUGGACCCUCUGGACACGAGGAAGGUGCGAUAGUGGAAAUGCCGACUUGUCCCGGGUAUUAAAGAAGAGUAAAUUUCCUAAAAACUGCUCUAAUAGGAGGAUGGCACCGCAGUGAUGCAACAGUGAGGGGGGUGAAGAUGUCAGGAGGACCAUGUUGGAGCUGGAUGUCUGGAGAGGAAGCUUGCCGUUUUCAGAGACAGUGUUGCUCAGUGAACAUGAGGACUAAUUCUCUAGCUGUGCUGUCUGAAGUAGCUUCCUGUUGCCAUAUUUGACAGGAAAUGUACAGUGAUGCUGAAAUGGGAUUGUAGUGAUUAGAUGAAUGAUGGCUCAAACCAAACACUGGGAGCUGGAAAAGAGAUUUUGUCACACUGAAAUAUUGUGAAGGUGUGUGAGCGCUACUACCACAAGUGCAUUUUUAGAAGUCACAACAUAUCUGAUUUUAUUUUGCUCAUUUAACACAGUUUUCCUCAACAACUCCAACUGUGUCGGUUUGAUUCACUGAAGUUAAUA
Anoplopoma fimbria (sablefish) is the source of this 1600-nucleotide messenger RNA. It is a transcript of the gene rnd2, whose product is annotated as Rho family GTPase 2. Gene Ontology annotation, molecular function: GTP binding; GTPase activity. Bases 79 to 843 code for a protein of 254 amino acids. Gene Ontology annotation, biological process: small GTPase-mediated signal transduction. The record is from RefSeq and is a predicted model, not a curated record. The transcript has 5 exons. NCBI's taxonomy places the organism in Eukaryota, Metazoa, Chordata, Actinopteri, Perciformes, Anoplopomatidae.